This is a messenger RNA of Neltuma alba, 2307 nucleotides long. Its product is annotated as probable LRR receptor-like serine/threonine-protein kinase At3g47570. The coding region runs from base 1 to 2307 and encodes 768 amino acids. Gene Ontology annotation, molecular function: protein binding; protein kinase activity; ATP binding. The record is from RefSeq and is a predicted model, not a curated record. The transcript is spliced from 3 exons. Gene Ontology annotation, biological process: protein phosphorylation. NCBI's taxonomy places the organism in Eukaryota, Viridiplantae, Streptophyta, Magnoliopsida, Fabales, Fabaceae.
AUGCCUUCCAUAAGAGAGUUUAGCCUUGGCAUCAACCAAUUAUCUGGUACUUUGCCUGAAGAUCUGUACUAUGGACUCCCUUUACUUGAAGUCUUUGCGGUUGUUUCCAAUCAAUUAGAAGGAAACAUUCCAAAAUCAAUAAGCAACUGCACAUUUAUGAAAGGAUUAUACAUGGGUGGCAACUUUUUUACAGGUUCUAUACCCAAAGACAUUGGCAAUCCUGAUAAACUUGAACAAUUAGAUUUUUCCGCGAAUCAUUUAAGCGGACAUAUUCCUUCUAAUAUAUUCAACAUCUCAGCAAUACAGCGACUGUACCUUGGGUUUAAUUUCUUCUCCGGCCUUCUCCCAUCAUAUUUAGGAAGUGGCCUUCCGAACCUGAAAGAUUUUAGUGUGGAAGUAAACGAACUUUCUGGACAAAUUCCAAAAAGCAUAGUAAAUGCUUCUAAACUCUAUAAGUUAUUUUUAAACGGGAAUAAAUUUAAUGGAGAAGUAUAUAAUGUUAUUGGGAAUUUAACCAACUUGGUGGCAUUAUAUGUGGGAGCGAAUGAUUUGAAUGGGUUGAUUCCCCCAACAGUUAACAAAUUACAAAGCCUUCAACUUUUUGAUGUCAGUAACAACAAAAUGCAAGGGUCCAUUGUCGAAGAACUUUGCCAAGUAAAAAGGUUGAAUGUGUUGUAUUUGGCUAAUAACAUGUUUUCAGGAACAAUUCCAAGGUGCCUUGAGAAUCUUUCUAGUUUGCAAAGGUUGGACUUCAGCUCCAACAAAUUGACUUCCUAUAUUCCCUCUUCUCUUUGGAAUCUCAAAAAUAUUUUUGUCUUAGACUUAUCUUCCAAUGCAAUUAGUGGAAGAAUUCCGCCUGAGGUGUCCAAAUUGAGAUCAGUUAUACAAUUGAACUUGUCAAGAAAUCAAAUUACAGGAAACAUUCCUAUAACGAUAGGAGGCUUACAAAGUUUGCAAAACUUAUCGUUGGCUCAUAAUAAUUUACAAGGUUCUAUACCAGAAUCCUUUGGUGACAUGUUAAGCAUUGAGUUUUUAGAUCUUUCUCAAAAUUAUUUGUCUGGUGAGAUUCCGAAGUCAUUAGAGUCACUUUCCCAUUUGAAAUACAUUAAUCUUUCCUACAAUUUAUUGCAUGGAGAAAUUCCAUAUGGUGGGCCUUUUAAAAAUUUUAGAGCAGAAUCUUUUGUUAUGAAUAAAGAUCUUUGUGGGAAGCCCCAAUUAGGAGUUCAUCCAUGUAUUAUAAGAGAAAAGCACAGGUCAGCUAAAAUGAUGCUUUUGAUCAAAUAUUUAUUGCCUAUCGUGGUCGCAAUCAUUUUGGUGGGUUCUUGCAUAGUGUUUGUCAAGUGUAGGAAGCAUCAAGUGGGUGAAAGGACCAAGAGGGAUUUCUUAAAUUUGGACCCAGGCAGGAUAUCCUAUUAUGAACUUUUGCAAGGAACAAAUAGAUUUGAUGAGAGUAAUCUUCUUGGUAAGGGAAGUUUUGGGUCUGUGUACCAAGCAAUUCUUUCAAGUGGAAAAAUAGUUGCUUUGAAAGUUUUCAGCUUGGACUUGGAAGAAGCAUUAAGGAGUUUUGAUGUUGAAUGUACUAUGCUAUGCAAUUUACGUCAUCGCAAUCUUAUUAAGAUCAUUAGCAGUUGCUCAGAUAAUGAUUUCAAAUCUCUAAUAAUGGAAUUUAUGCCAAACGGGAGUCUUAAUAGAUGGUUGUACUCCUAUAACUAUUGUUUAGACAUCCUGCAAAGGUUGGAUAUAAUGAUUGAUGUGGCAUCUGCACUUGAGUAUCUUCAUCAUGGUUCUUCUUCACCAGUGGUUCAUUGUGAUGUGAAGCCGAGCAAUGUUUUGUUGGAUAACGAUAUGGUAGCGCAUCUCAGUGAUUUUGGAAUUGCCAAAUUGUUGGGCUUUGGGCAAUCAGAGAUUUUUACCAAAACUUUGGCUACAUUUGGUUAUAUGGCACCAGAGUAUGGAUCAAAAGGAGCUGUUUCUGUUAAAGGAGACGUAUAUAGUUUUGGUAUUUUGCUUAUGGAAACACUCACAAGAAAAAAGCCAACAGAUGAAAUGUUUGGUGAAGGCUUAAAUUUAAAAGAUUGGGUUGGCGAAUCAAUACCACAUUCAAUCAUCAGUAUUUUAGAUGACAAUCUGCUGGAUAGACACAAUCCAAAUAUUGGUAACAUAUUACCACAUAUUUCAUCAAUUUUUGAAUUGGCCUUAAACUGUUGCAUUGAUGUACCUGAGGCACGACCUGAUAUGACAGAUAUUGGGGCUUCAUUGGAAAAAAUAAGGUCACAUCUAUGCAAAGUGUUAGGCACCAGCCAUUAG